AUGCCUUGCCGGCGCGUCAGGAGCGGGGCCGGUCCCCGCCGCCUCGUGGAUAUCGGCCCGCGUCCCCUGCGCGUCGCGCCCCCGAGCCGCAUGACUCUCGGCGGCGAUGGAACGAAUAUCAGCGGGAAAUUCAGCAUCGCGACCGCCGCUACCGCUCUUCUGAGAGGUCGUCGGAGAAGCGCUCCCCGCGGGAGCGGUCCCCUCGGCAGCGGACGCCGCGGUCGUCGCCUUCGCGUCGGGGCCGCGGGGCUCAUGCGGGCCGUUGGGAUUCUCGCCGCCGUGAGCAGUCCCCGCCCCGUCCUCAGUCGGCUGGCCGGUCCGCUGCGCGCUCCAGCCUUGCGGGAGUAUCUGCCAGCUGCAGCGGCGAGGGGGCCGUUCCGCGGACGCCGCCAAGCUGCAGGUUACCCUGCUCCUCAGAAUACGGUUGGCCAGACUCCGGGCCAGGUGGGGAUGUUUCUGCCGCGCGGAGAUCCGACUGCGCCUCUCCCCAGCCGCGCGGGGAGAGAUCCCACGCUGAGCAUGUGCCGGAUGUGGAAUUUGGUGGGGGCGGCUGAGGGGCUGGCAAGCCUGCAGCUGGCGGCGUGUGAGGCCAUGCGUCACACACCGAGCAGUUUUGCUCAAGGGCCCCAAGGACAGUGCGUCGCUUGGGCAGGAGAGAUUGUCCCCCUUUUAUCGCCCGUGUCGGAUGCGCCCGCCGGGGUAGCACCCUUAGCCCAUACCUUCCCCCGCCUCGCUCUUGAUCUUCACGCUGCGGCUCAGCACGGGACCCCUGUUGAUACUCUUCGCUUUUCGGCGGAGCUUCUCCACUCGAUGGCGGGGUGUCUUCUCGCGAUGCUUGAGGCGGAGGGGACUGGCCUGUACACGCAGUAG
Closterium sp. NIES-65 is the source of this 870-nucleotide messenger RNA. The record is from the annotation of a GenBank genome assembly. Lineage: Eukaryota; Viridiplantae; Streptophyta; Zygnematophyceae; Desmidiales; Closteriaceae.